Molecule: messenger RNA, 838 nt
Organism: Penicillium pulvis
Lineage: Eukaryota; Fungi; Ascomycota; Eurotiomycetes; Eurotiales; Aspergillaceae
Product: autophagy-related protein 101
Exons: 2
Coding region: 104-838 (244 amino acids)
Biological process (GO): autophagosome assembly; autophagy
Cellular component (GO): phagophore assembly site
Source: RefSeq, a predicted model, not a curated record
CCCAAGGCACUCGUAUAAAUCGUCCAGUCACCCAACCCACCCACCUCGCGUUCCCGCACAACAACCCAAACGGUAUCCUGGGUCCGUUCCACCGCGGGCGGGGAUGGAGCCCCGCAAAACCCCUCCAGAGUACUUCCUGGAGAUAUUCGCCGACACCACAACAGUGCGCGAUGUACUUAAAGGCGUCCUGAACCUCAUCUUCUUCCACCGCUACUUCCCGUCUAUUCGACCCGUUACCUUCGAUGUAUUGGACUUCACACUGCCUGCGAUCAACGAUGCAGACUUGGAGACGUUGAUCGAGUCCCGCGUUAGUGCCCUUGUGCGCCAGCACCUCUCCUCCGCUGCGGGCGGGGAAGAUGGGAAAGUAGGCGGAGGCGGGGGUGUGCGCGGUCGGAUAGCGGUGGAGUUCUAUGAGAAGAAGAGGCGUCGGUCAGGACUUUGGUUUGGUGGGCUAGCUGGGAAGGGAGAGGAGGAGGUAUGUUGGGAGAUCUGGACAUUGGAUGUGACGAUUGCCACGCCGCGGACGGAUUCCGGUGAGUUAUUUCCAGUGGAAGAAAGACUAUUUACAUGCUACAAUGGAAUUUUGGCGCGCAGAAUUCAUUGGCGCGGUGUUGGAGAUGUUCUCUUGCUAAUCAGUAUUGUGGAUUUAGAACGAGCUAAAGUCCGGAAGGCGAUGGGUAAUAUGCUUCAGAAAGCUGCGCUGAAGAUCCUUUCUGUUGUGAAUCGGGACAAGGAUCAUAUUCCGCCCAUUACGACUAGUGAUUCCAAUCCCUUCCCUUAUCGCAUUGUUGUUAACCCGCGGACCGAUGGUUGGGGUAACCGCAUUGGGUUGUAUUAA